AUGGUGUUGAAAAAGACCCAAACAGUUCGGUUCGUGCAACUAGCGGCGUCACUGCAGCAGCCUUUCCACAUUGAAUACUUUUUGAAAUCGUUUGUUGAAUCGCCUGAAGGCUUUAAAGUCGAGAAAUUGGAGAUAUUCUUCGUUGCGGAGGAAGCAAACAAGCGGAUUUUUGCGUUCACCUCGUUACUGGACAAGGGCUACUAA
This is a messenger RNA of Phytophthora nicotianae INRA-310, 204 nucleotides long. RefSeq lists its product as hypothetical. The coding region runs from base 1 to 204 and encodes 67 amino acids. Lineage: Eukaryota; Oomycota; Peronosporomycetes; Peronosporales; Peronosporaceae. The transcript has a single exon. The record is from RefSeq and is a predicted model, not a curated record.